This is a messenger RNA of Ceratina calcarata, 558 nucleotides long. RefSeq names its product cuticular protein 18 (gene CPR18). Gene Ontology annotation, molecular function: structural constituent of chitin-based larval cuticle. The coding region runs from base 109 to 534 and encodes 141 amino acids. The record is from RefSeq and is a predicted model, not a curated record. The transcript is spliced from 2 exons. Gene Ontology annotation, cellular component: chitin-based extracellular matrix. Lineage: Eukaryota; Metazoa; Arthropoda; Insecta; Hymenoptera; Apidae.
ACACUUGUCGAAGAGGAACCGGAAUUCUACCUGUUCCACUUGAUCCAGAUUCAAGAUCUCGAUAACGAGGGACGAGGAAGAAAUUUAAUUGGACUAAGCCAUAUCGAAAUGAUCCGAUCGACAAUCAUAAUUCUAUCUGGCCUGCUGUCGUGCAGCCUCGCCCUGCCUCCGGGCAUCUACGCCCCCAUAGCGGCAGGUCCUAUACCGACCACCCCUAUUCCCAUUCUCAGACAAAGCGCUGAAGGUCCCAACCCGGAUGGAAGUUACAGUUUCAGUUAUGAAACGGCCAACGGAAUACAGGCGCAAGAAAUCGGAUACUUGAAGUACGCCGGGACUCAAGCGGAGGCCAACGAGGCCCAAGGUAGUUACAGCUACACGGCGCCCAACGGAGAGCUCGUACAGGUGACCUACGUGGCGAACGAGAAUGGCUUUCAACCGCAGGGAAGCCAUAUUCCACCCAUACCGCCACAGAUUCUGAAGGCUUUGGAGUACAUCGCCCAGCAUCCGGAGGAGAAUAACAUUGGCAGGCAGUGACGAAAAUAAGCUAGUUAUAUACUG